CGGAGCCACUGUCACCGCAGCGCGCCACAGCCAUACCACACAGGGCAAUACCCCGCGAAGGGAAGAAGACCAGCGAGCUGCUGUCCGCUGAUUUCUCCUUCCCCAUCUCACUAUAUCAAACUCACUCCACAAUGCCUGUGAAUCAGAAAUUUCAAGGAGGGAAAGCCUUUGGAUUACUCAAAGCUCAACAAAGGGAGAGAUGCGAGGAAAUAAACAAGGAGUACAUGGAAGACCAGAAAUACCGGGAUGAGGAGGACCUCCCAGAAAAACUAGAUUCCUUUAAAAACAAAUAUGCAGAGUUUGACCUGAAUGACCAAGGAGAGAUCGAUAUGAUGGGGAUGAAGAGGAUGAUGGAGAAGCUGGGCGCGAAGACCCACCUGGAGAUGAAGAAGAUGAUCUCCGAGGUGACCGAAGGCAUCAGCGACAGCAUCAACUACAGAGACUUCGUCAAGAUGAUGCUGGGCAAGCGCUCGGCCGUCCUCAAACUGGUGAUGAUCUUCGAGGACAAGGCUAAUGGGGCCAGCUGUAAGCCUGACGGGCCUCCACCCAAACGGGACAUAGCCAGCCUGCCAUAGACCCAGGACAUCCAGAGCCUCUAGACUACAGAGGGGUCAUAGGGACCCGACCUCGACCAUUUCACCAUCCUAGGCCCCUGCACUCAGCCAGGGACUUGUGUACAUAGCCUUAUCAACUCCCCACCUCAGGACGCACACGCGUCCCAGAAGGGGGGGGGGGGUGUGUGUGUAUCCUCCUCUGUUCAAAACAUGUGGGAAAAAAAGAGGGAGGAGCAAUCUCUUAACUAUAUAUAUUUGCUGUGAAGACGUUAAGGCAGAUUAGCUUUUUUUAUGACCAGUACAUACCUGUAUAUAUUUAUAUUGAUUAUGGCGAUGAGAAAUAAGUAUUUUUAAUUAGCGUGAUCACUUGUAACCCCUGGCGAUAACUGUGGAAUUGAGUCGUUUUGUGAAUAUGAGCAAAUUGUUGUUGUGUUUGCUGGGGAUCAAACUAACAGAGGUGACUGUUUUGUAUGUAUGUGUUAAUGAGAAGAUUGUGUGUCAACAACUCACAUGUUCUACAGCAAUCUGUGUAUGGAUACUAGUGAAUUUAUCAUUAGGCCUGUUUUAUCAUGAUUUCAAUGUGGCGUUUAACCGUUUGACAGAUGUAAUGAUUUCAGUGUAGUUGUAGUUAAGAGGUUUGGGGAGCUUGUUAGCUGUGACCCGUUUUAGGGAAACUAACCCAAAUCCUUCAUCUUAUUUUCCACACCUCCCUCUCCCCUAUUUCACCCACCCCACCACCACCACCACCACCAAAUGUUCUAGUUUCUCUUUCAGAUAUUAUAUUUUUUAAUCGUGUUAAAGUAGCAUGCUGGUGAUUUUAAAGCACACAUAAUAAUAAGAGCACAGUUAUUUUUAACACCUUUACACACAGUUGUCAACAUCGUCCCACAUGUUGGAUUAGUGCCAUGCAGACUCUGCUUGGUCAUCGUCUCACUAGGUCAGGUUUGAGAGAUUAUGGUCCAACCCCAUUAUUUCAGACUAGAGAUGGGUUACUGUAGUUGGGAUUAGGAUUAGGAAGGGGGUCGGGGGGCAUUCGGUCAGAGUAUGAUAUGACUCUAGAUCCGGUGUUGUAGAUCGACACUGACUUUCUCAACCUAAAGGUUCCGGGGUGAAUGGGUUCUCGUGAGUUGAGUUUAGGAUUCAGGAAAGAUUGGUUUUACAGUACGUGCACACAAUGAAGAUUCUCAGCCUGUUAGUAUGAAUUAUGAUUAAAUCACAUUCUUUCCAAGUGCCUAAAGUAGCAUGUGGAUGGAAGUCAGAGAGAAGAGUAGAGGAUGGUGGAGGAGGUUUAGAGUUGGUCUUUAUUCUCCCUCCUGAACCAGACCAUUAAGUUGUGUUGUAGGUUAUUGGAAGAUGAUUUUAAAGGUGUUUAUUCAUGUGUAUAUUAGGGUAAGGCGUUUCUUGUUUGGUAAUGUAUCCCUAGGUCUAGGCUAUCAGAUACUGCAUUGAUACUGGAGAUCUGAAUACAUCUAUGAAGUGAUAUUAGAUACGCAGCUCAUGCCAGUGUCCCACAUUUCCCGGCCUGACUAUCCUAAUCUCCAUAGUGGCACCUCUUGACUUCCGAAUUUCUAUCUCGUCUUUGUAAAAUGUGAUGUACCUGUCCCAUUUCAAAUGGUAUUAUCUCCAUCUUGCUAUGUUUUGCUAUUAUCUUGUUCUUGAAAAAAUAUAUAUUUUCAUCUCGUCUUAUUCUGUACUUCUUCCUCUUCUUACUUCUCAGUCAUUCCCCAUCUCAGGCCGGGUUCAUUUGUUUGUCACGUAAAUUCUCUAAUCUGUGCCUCAGCGCUGCUUUUCUAUCUUUCGUUUUUUUCUCGAACUCACACUUAACAUGGAAUAUAAUAGUAACCGUAGUAUUUUAAUUCAUUAGCUUUACAUUUUGUUAAUGGAACGUCAGUUAUGCAUUUUCAUUCCCAGUGUGUUGGGUAGAGGUCUUUUUAGUGGUAUUUUCAUUUAACCACCCGGACAAUGCACAUUUUUGUUUUGCAAACACCAAAGGAAUUAAAGUUAUUUCUGUUACACCGGCA
Oncorhynchus nerka (sockeye salmon) is the source of this 2575-nucleotide messenger RNA. RefSeq names its product allograft inflammatory factor 1-like (gene aif1l). Gene Ontology annotation, cellular component: actin filament; ruffle membrane. The record is from RefSeq and is a predicted model, not a curated record. Gene Ontology annotation, biological process: actin filament bundle assembly; ruffle assembly. Lineage: Eukaryota; Metazoa; Chordata; Actinopteri; Salmoniformes; Salmonidae. Gene Ontology annotation, molecular function: calcium ion binding; actin filament binding.